CCCUUACACAGGCAUGCUCUCUGUGAGUGUGCCUCUGUUGUGUGGGUGUGUGUGUGCGUCCGGAGGGAGGUGGCCACGCGUAGCAGAAGCUGAGCUCCGAGUCUCGCUCUGGAGAUUAGCUCUGGGGGCGCCCGCCGGGUGGAGAUGAACUAGGAGCGGGACGUGUCCUGCCUGUCACCGCCACCUUCUCCCUCUCGGCAACCAUGGCCGCGUUCUACGGCUGCUUACGGGGUAACAAUGACUGCAAUAUUAUGGCUUCAGGACUUCCAGAUGUGACGGCCAACCAGGAGCCAGGAGACUCUGCAGGGGAUUGCCCAGGAAAGAAGAAGUCUAAAUUUCAGACGUUCAAGAACUUUUUUGUGCGGAAGAAAAGAAAGGAGGCCGGAGCCCCCGCAGCGGAGAGCAGCUUGAAGGCCAGCCAGUCCACUGACAAUGUCGCUGCCCCCGAACCUUCGACAGCUCGCUCCGACACCGGCGGCGGCUCAGGUUGCAAGGUUACAAUGGGAAACAAGGCCAUGUCACAUGACAGCGUCUUUGUGGCCGAUACUCCUUCAUCGGACGCUAAUGAGGGCCUGGCAUCAUCGCAAGACAGUAUCCAUGGGAAGGUCAAGUCUUUGCAGCUGCAGCUCAAGCAGGCCAUAAAGCUGGGCACCCCCCCAGCCCUCAUCUGCCGGAAGAAGGGGGAAGAUGCGGGGGCUCUUUCUGAGGAUGAUGGCCUGCCCUGCAGCCCUCCUGAGAUCUCCACCCUGCACACCGUUCUGGCCGGCCCAUCUCAUGCGCACUCCAACCCGGUUCAAAGAACCAGCUCCCUCAGCCUGGAGGGGUUCGACAGCGAUGACGACCAGAUGUCCUUCGAGGCCUCCUCCAGGCCAAUGAGUCCUCCCCGCUAUCCCCCAGCGGACUUCAGCCGGCCGGCCACCCCCUCCGCUUGUUUGGACAGCUCUGCCGCCCGGCACCGCAUCGCCGUCAAGCACAGGGCCUGUGCCAAGCGGAAGCCUGCCAGCAAGCAGCUGCUGGAGAGCAGCAAAUUGAGGGCCGCGGGUAAAGAAGUGCCUCCGGAGUUCAGGGACCGUCAUGAUACAGACGGAGCGGAAUCUUCCUCCGAGAAGGAAAAACCAGAAGGUUCUCUGGCAGAUGAGGUGAUCCAACAGAUGGAUGCUGAUGUGGAGGAGACUGAGGGGGAAGAGGUCACACCUGAGGAUGGCCCGUCUGUUGCAGUGAGCUCAGAAGACAAACCGGCUGGCUCGGAUCAGUACUCCGAUGAGCCGGAGGACCGGAGAGCUCCAGAAGCAACCUCCUGCUCCUCCUCCUGCUCUUCAUCCGUGGCUGAUUCAGAGGAGUUCCUCCCAGCUCUUUCCUCGGUCCCACAAAGGUCCCUUAGGACUCCAUCUCCAGAGGCCAUCUCCCAAGAGUCCCUGGCCUCCUCUGAACCCGCGACUGGACAAGACACGGAAUGCGAGCUGGAGUUUGAGUGCGAACCCACUGUAGAAGAGUCUGGCUCACUGCUGCUGGAAGUGCUGAGCUCCUUAGAACGACCCCUGACCACUGAGUUUGGACUUCAGCCUGACACAGAGGUUCUGGAAAACACAAAAACUGAUGGAAUGGCAGCCGAGCAGUUCGAAAAACCAGCACCAUCCUCACCUGUUUCAGAGCACCACUUGGUGGUGGAGGUGGGCAGUGACACCUCCUGCGUGGCUGUAGAAGAAGAGUCAGAUGUAGAGGAAAAACUGUCUGAGGAAGAGGAGUGUAUGCAGUUGGUGGAGGCUGUUGAGGCAGAUGAGGGAGCAGAAAGUCUUGUCAUAGUAGAGCAAAGUCUUCCUAGUGAAGGUGAAGAAGAGGAAGAAACAAAAGAGGACGAAGAUGAGGUGAUAGUAGACUCUGCUUCUGAAACCCAGGAGCACAAAGACUCGGAGAUGUUUGAGUUGGUGUCCGAAGCCGACCUUGCAGAUGAUGGAAUUAUGCAGGGAGGUGAUGAUUUGGAGUUUGAAGCUGGUAACGCGUCAGACCUGGAGGCUGUCGCUGACCUGACCAUUGGAGGUCUUGAAGACGACACGCAGCCCUCAGUUGAAGGCUUGACUACAGAAGAUCAUGAAGAGCCCGAGGAACCCAACCAAGGCAUCCUCAGCCAAAUGUCCACUCCUGGUGUCAGUCCAGAGCAGGGUCUGGAAAACACUAAUGCCCAAGAGGACUGCGAGGAAAGUUCAUCCUCUCCCGAGCAGAGCAGAGUGAGGUUCACUAUUGUCCCGGCUUGGCAGAGGUCACUUUCGGGAGGAAGCUUCAAAGAGCCAACCUUCAUGCAACCCAUUGCACCCGAGGCAUUCGAACCAUGUCCUGGCGAAUUGGAGUCCCCUGCCGAUAAGGAAGAACCACAGGGCCCCACCAAGGCCGACUCCACCGCAAGCCCUGGGCAGAGCCAGAGACCAGCUUCUCCACCUCCUGCCAGAGACCCCACCCAACAGGAGGAGGACAGGGCUGAGACCCCGUUCGGGGUGAGGCUGAGGAAGACUUCGCUGCGGAGCCUGCGCUACGGAAGUGAGGACUCAGGAGAGGCUCCCGGGUCCCCUGGGCCUGUGGAGCCCACCGAAGCACCAAGGGCCCUCCCGGGCACCAAGCCGGUGCUGCCCAAGAAACCGGAGUUGCCGGAUGACGGUGCAGCCAAGUUGAAGAGAACAUCAGACGUGACGCACGCAGAGCCUCUCGGAGGGAAUUCGGCUGCACCCAGCUGGAUCUCCGUUGCCAAGCAAAAGCAAAAAAUCUACAAAGAGAACUCUCUGGAGGAGAUCCCUGUGAGGAAGGGCACAUGCGAGAAGGAUUCACCUUUCAGGAAAAGCUCACUGCCUGUUUUGGUGAGAUCGACCAACAAGAAUUCAGGUCCACCUACGACAGCCGGUCUUCCGCCGGCAGUCCCGUGCUCUCAGGAGAUCUCCAAAGCCACGCCCCCAGAUAAAGAUGUGAAGAGAACCAUGACCACCCCCUCGCCUGCAGCCCUUGGCCAGGAGGAGCCCCCCUGGCUGGCGCUGGCAAAGAAGAAGGCCAAGGCCUGGAGCGAGAUGCCCCAGAUCGUGCAGUGAUUCUGCAGGAAGUACCAUCCCUGCCCCCCUCCUAGACACAGGACACGGAUGUGUUUGCGCUCAUAAGCGCGGUCAGACGCCGGGUUCGAGAUGGCACGCACGUCCGCAUCUGAAAAUAUAUUGCGAGUGGGGCUAAAGAGCACCCUCCCACCCACUCACACACAGCCGACACCCCACCUGUGGCACCUCACCCCACUCUGACAGAAAUGUGAGUCCCCCCACACAGGUGUGUUAGACUGUUUCGAUGACUCCUACAUGUGUGUGCGCGUACGCGUGUGUGUGUGCGUGUGCAAGAGUGCGCUACCUUCACACAGACACGCGUCUUUCAUAUACAUCUUUCACAGUUGUUUUUUGGGGGAGAAGAAGGCAGUCAGCGAAUGAAAAUGUGAUCGGAGGGUAUCUUUGUAUUUAUUUCUUUUAAUCUGUUAAUCUUUGUUUUUUGUUCUAUUUUUCUAUUGCCUCUUCAAGUGCACAAGCAAUCAUGUUGUGACCUGUAUAUAACAUAUCCAGUAAAAUAUAUAUAUAUAUAUCAAGUGUUUUGCUUUCUAUGAAAUCACUAUGCUGUCCCAAAACCUACUAUACUGUGCAGUGAAUUACUCGAAACGGGUAAUUUGUAGAAGAAUUCAUUUUUAAACUGCAACUGAUUGAUAUGUUUCUACACUUUCCGUUUGUAAGGUUCCAGGGUUUUCUAGAGUAUGCUUUUAAAAAUCUCAAAGUGAAUGUUUUUUUUUUUUUUUUACCUGAAAAAACUUUUUU
Messenger RNA from Scleropages formosus (Asian bonytongue), 3827 nucleotides. RefSeq lists its product as uncharacterized. The record is from RefSeq and is a predicted model, not a curated record. Bases 204 to 3071 code for a protein of 955 amino acids. Lineage: Eukaryota; Metazoa; Chordata; Actinopteri; Osteoglossiformes; Osteoglossidae. The transcript has 12 exons.